ACACCCCCAUAGUAGUCGCUUGGCAGCCACCCUCUCUGUACGUAGCUCGCUUCGUAGGGCGCCGUCGUCGUCGUCAUCGUCGGACCAGCGGUUAACGGUCUCGCGCGGCACCGGGUCACUCAGUCGACACCGCGUCCCAUUCGCGUUCACCACGUCGCGUUGUGAUCCGUGCCGCGCCAUUAAUACGGUUGAACUACUGUCGCAAGCCAGCAUCUCGUGAUCAUUCGUCAAGAUACACCCGGUACUUUUGCUAACCAAGGUGAUUACUAACCACUUGGACGCCGGAAAAUCGCCCAAGGACACGACAUCGCUCAUCCCCUAAUCUCGAAGCUGUCAGUUCGCCGAAGUCGCCAAUCCGCGCGUCUCGUCUUUCGCGUUUGGACAUCAAUCCGAAAUGCUUGGCCGAGCGCGAAUCGCAAAGGGGAAAAUGUUCGGCGGUUAGACGGAGUUGAAGAGAGAUGCACCUAAAGUAUCCUAUUUUCGACUCUACGAGGUGACAAAUCGAGAAGAAAAGAUACAAAGAUGCCGGUCGGUGGACGAGUCGCUGGUAAAGUCGGGAUAUACAGCUCCCACUACAAUGGAAAAGGCUACAGUGGCAUAAAUGAGGAGAUCAUCUGGAUCAGCAUAGGUAUGGGGAUCACCAUAGCGAUCCUGAUCACCAUAGCGUUGUGCUACAUCGCCCGUGAAAAGUGUCGUAAGCGGCACGAAGGAUACUACACGUCCUGACGUAUGUUUCCGCCGCCUUCAUGGGCAUCCUGGUCUUUCAACCCGACGACACCAGGAAUACUAUUCAGUCCAACCUCGUCAAGAGGCAAGCCGCGGGCUUACUACAUCACCGUUUGAAUUCUUGUAUACUCUGUUACAGAGGAAAAACCUCUGGAAGUCAUACGAAAGUCAUAGAAUAUACGAAUAGAAAACGGAUGCAAAGUAUAAUGCUACAUUAAAUACAGUAUGAAAAUAGGUUUACAUGCAUCAAAAUUGGAAAUUUUCGUUUAUAUCUCCUCCUCUAAAAAAAAAAAAAAAAAACCAAUUAAAACAAAAAAAAAAUUUUUUUUUCAUAAUUAAAGUUUGAAAAUAUUUUAUAAUCGAGAUUAGAUGAAUCAAAAUUACAAAAUGGAGAAAGAAUAUAUCUCGCGCGCAUUAUAGAACUCUAGAGAAGGAGAUAUAUACUGAUUUAUAAAGGAAUAUCGGUUCUUCUUUGUGUGAAUGUAAUGUUUUAUCAUUCUGUUUUUAUCCUCUUUGCGGAAUACAUUCGGUAUCUCGUUCGCGCAAUGCACACUCAGCUGAUAUCGCGCGUUAUGGAAUUGCAGCCUGGUCUUUUCCUGAAAGAGAGGAUACAUUUCGUACCAUUACGUUCACUGGCAAGAAAUAAAGAUUUUCGAGAAAGGGGAAAAUUGUCGUUGUUGAAAGACUUAAAAGUUUAAUGAAUGCUUCUAUCUAAACAGAGAACAACAUGGAUCUGCAAUACAUAAUAGACUAUUCAAUUAUUCUCGACUAUUCAAGAAAAACACUGUAAGUAGUAAUACUCUGAUGUUCAAUAAAUUGUGAUUUAUUUUAAACGUAUCCGAGCUUUGUAUCUAUAUAGUAGUGUGAUGUAUGUAUAAGCGUGUGUAGACGAUGGACUAUUAUUCUCAUUCACAUCUAUACGUAUUCUAAGAAAGAGUCUCCCAACAUCAAUAUCAAAACAGUGUUUUUAAACCACAACACAUUACUAGCUAAUUAAAGCGCACUGUACAGAUAAAGGACAAUUAUGUGCUAGGCAGUUUAACUGCCGAAACAAAUGAUAUUUAUGCAAACAUAUACGUAUUUUUUGAAAUUUAAAUGUCGAGCAGAAAAAUAAAUUGGCUUUAUAAAUAUGUAUUCUUCAUUUUGUGAAAAAAGAUCUCAAUUUUUUACAAAUGCCCGCUAGCGAGAAUUAAAAUAACCAAAAUGGAAUUAAAAUGAGAUCGAAAAAAAUUCAGUGACUGUAGAAUUACACAAUUCUAAAUUUUGAAAAAUACAGUUUCACUACAUUACGGAGAUCAUCAUUGCAACUUUAUAAAAUACACUUUGGAUUUUUACGAUAGUUUUAUUGAUUCCUUUUUAAUUCAGAUAUUUUUAUCACAUGAUUAAUAUUUUUCGGAAAACCUAUAAAAAUACAUAUGAAUUUGAAUAUCGUAUUUUUCACAUUGAAUGAAUUUAAUAAUUAAUAUAUAAUAUAUUUUAUGCAAUAUUUGUAGUAUAUUUAAGGCCUUUUAAGCAAUUGUGUUAUAUAGCCGUUCUAAUCACGAAUGCGUAUGCUAUUGCCCGGAAUGUCGAUUUCAUUUAGUACUUCAUUUAUUCAUCCAGUACUUUAGCUUGGGACAAAUAAAAGUGUCUCAUCAGAGUGCUCUCAAGUAGAAAAUUUUCUCUUCGAAUAAAACUGCAAUGAUUUACGACUAUUACGUAUCACGAGCGUUUACGAAUCGCACAAUUUGAUCCUUUAUCAUGCCAUAAAUUACAAGCCAAAGCUUCAAAUCUCAUUCGAAAAGAUAAAAAUUAUCAAAAAAAAUCUUCAUUUUUUUCACAAAUACAGCUUUAAAUAUAAGUUUUACGUUCUUUUUAAAGCGCAAGCGUUCUAAAGUUUAUAUUAGGUCAGAUAAUUCUUUCGUGUUAAUCCAUUUAUUAUAAUUAAUUUUGUUAUAUGUGCUUUUCGCGUUUCGAUAUCCAUUUAUAUCGUAACAUUAUUACGUUACGAUAAAGUUUCUAUCUCGCGUUUUUUCGCUUUUUAUUUGCGGUGACUUGAGAAAAUCGCUUAACUCCUUCAGAAAUCGUUCUCAUAUACGCUUUCCUGCUUCGAUCGAUACUUAGAUAGCACUUCAUAUUAUUGGAACUCUUGUGCGACUGACGAUACUUUCUAUAGCAUUUCCGUGAAAUAUGUUUUCUAUAAAAACGUAUAUUUACAAAUAAGCUCUAAAUCAGUUUCAACCGCGCUGUCCUUUCAUAUAGUUUUUUAAAAUCCUUAUUGUUAGAAUAUAUCCAAAAGGAGAGAAAAUAUGAAAUAUUAAAGUCAGAAAAAAGAAAUGUUUUAAUUAUUUGAAAAAAAUGAAUGACACACGCAUACAGAUUAAGAUGUGCAAAUACCAUCUUUUAAAUCGUAAAUCGACUUUGAAAUAAAAUUGUAAUACUUGAGUGCACAUAAAUAAAGAUUCUCGUUUCUUCGACAAAACGCUAUAAAAUAUCUAACGUGAUAUUAAGGAAGACGUAAUUUUCGACAACAAAUUUCCAAAGUGCAAGUUGCGUUUGUUAACGCAAUGAAUUAAGUGAAAAUGUAAAGUUUUACGAACAUUUUUACACCUAAUAAGAGGCGUCGAGAAUUGAGAACAACUUUAAACACGUAAUUUUUACUGUAGACGGGUUUCUUUUUUGCACGAACGCCGGAUAUGUCCAAACGACUUUUUCUAUAGCGUAGAUGUAUACUCUCACUAGAGAUAACUUGGACUUCAUCAGUGCAUGUACGUAAUUAAUGGAGUACUUUAGCUACGUAAUCUCGAGGCUACGAUUCAUUCAGUAUAACGUGUAAGAAUUGACCAAAUUCUAGAAUAUAUUUCUGAACUAAGAUUAUACUCGAGCUUCGAUCUAAAUCGACGUCUAGAGAAACUAUUAUAUAUAGAAUAAUGGGGAUAUUUGUUAUUAGAGCAGAAAAUUUUUCCGAAGCCUUGUUCUUCAAAGAUCGAGAAAUUUUACGUAAUUAUAUAAAAAUAUUUGUUGAAAACUAAAAGUUUACGACGAAUGAUAACUGUCUGCCCCCCUCUAUAAAAACUAAUUUUAAAUUUGCCAUAUGCCGUUGCGAAAAUGUUUCUCAUAGAAGAGAAAUAUAUAAACAUAUUACGAUUCGAAAAAGAGACCACCGUGGUCAAUAUAUGUAGCUUCGAGGAACUUUAUGUGUUAGAAAGUUAUAUAUAUUGUUAUGACGUGAAUAAAAAAAAUAUUGUGUAGAUAACGCGUUAGAGAGAUCUGGUAUAAAUGCGAAGCGGCCGAUUGUCAAUCGACAAUGAAACGAUAAAAAUGGGAAUAAACUUCACACGCACUCACACACAUAACGUAUAUUAUCUCUGUCUUAUUUUUUAAAAUAUACGAUGGUCAAUGCACGGUUUAUUCGCCUUCAGAUAUCAAAAAAAGAGACGUGAUUAUUGACACUCGUUUUCUCGUCCAAUAUAUGUAUUUACAGCCGAUGUAAAUAUCAUUAUAAUGUGAAUUUUUAUCUCAAUGGUAAAUUAUUCUUGUAGAGUUAUAUUAUAAUUAUAUAUUCUAAUCCGCGAAAUGGAUUAGAAAAAAAGUUUAUUUAACUCAUCAAGAGUUAAUUUAUUCAGGAGUAAAUAUUUUUAAUCUUCAUUAUUGCAUAUCUACUCAAAUAAUUAAAAAUUUGCAUUUAUAUAAUCGUUAUAAUAUCCGCGUGUAACUGUGUGAAUAACAAAUAGUUUCUGUAAUUCGAUUUGUAUCAAUCGAGAUAAUGAAAAAGACCCGGUCGUUACUGGCAGAAUUAUUAAUUAAUUCCAAUGGACUGUCCGUGUUGAAGAGGCUUAACACGAUCGGUAAAUCUUGCACAUGAAUGUUCCUCGCGCGUAAAAUCCAUUAUCGUGAACUUUAGACAUAUGUAUUUUAUAAUUGUUGGAGAAAAAAAGAGAGCUCCACACACCUGCAAAGCGCACACACACAGCGCUUAUUUUACAUAUUUUAAAUAUAGUAUUAUUGUAUUUAACGCGCGCGGCAUUUUGUGCGUACGUACGAUUGUAUACACUUGAUAGUUCGUAUUUCUAUCGAAAGUAGAAGAAAUGCCGUGCGAUAUUACAUCUGCAAAUGACCAACUUGAUAGAUCGCUAUAUGUAUUAAUGACGUACUAUUUCUUCAUUUGUGCAUUUGUAAUGAAUAAACUGUUAUAUCGUACCAAAUUUUUCUACCACGCUUCCUUAUCCUUCAAUUUAUUAAAUUGAAUGUAUAUUGGAUAGUAAAAACGCCUUUUAAAAAUCAUUAAUCAAAGAAAAAUCAUCAUCAAAAAAUUAAAUAACUUUAAAUUACUCUGUCAUCCUGUGACAUUCAGAAUACAGAAAACUUUAUUCAAAAGUUGGUUAAUUUUUAAUUAUUAGAGGAAUUUUCAUGGGAGAAUUUAUCAAACAAAUAUAUCUUAUAUAUGUCUGGAAAUGGAAUAUGUGAUAGUGAAAGAAAUACGUAACGAAGACAUUUUCAAGUCAGUGUGAUAUACAGCUUUGUACAUUUAUUUUGUAAAUCAUUAUUUCCAAAUGAUAGUAAUAAUAAUGCUACCAAUAAUAUUAAUAUAAUAAUUAUAUAUAUUUUGGUGAUGCCAUAACACCUGACAAUUGACCAUGUCUAUCUAAGUAAUGUACAACGCUUAAUAACGAAUAAGAGAUUAGUACCAAUUCUCGUACACUUAACUAUCGCAGGAACUCUCGUGGUGAAUGAAACAAAAGAGUAUAUUGUGUGCGAGCUGCCUUUAAUUGGCUCUUCUUAUUAGCCCCUAUCGUUUCGUGCCCUUAUUCCAUUAUACUACUGACUGUAGCUCCCGCCGUAAGACGGAAUAAAAAAUAUACGAAAAACGCAUUAAGCUUCUGUCUGUAUGUUGAACGCACAUAU
Molecule: messenger RNA, 5610 nt
Organism: Formica exsecta
Lineage: Eukaryota; Metazoa; Arthropoda; Insecta; Hymenoptera; Formicidae
Exons: 4
Coding region: 523-726 (67 amino acids)
Source: RefSeq, a predicted model, not a curated record